This is a messenger RNA of Lentinula edodes (shiitake mushroom), 1140 nucleotides long. RefSeq lists its product as uncharacterized. The record is from RefSeq and is a predicted model, not a curated record. Gene Ontology annotation, biological process: protein phosphorylation. Gene Ontology annotation, molecular function: protein kinase activity. The transcript is spliced from 2 exons. Bases 179 to 1048 code for a protein of 289 amino acids. Lineage: Eukaryota; Fungi; Basidiomycota; Agaricomycetes; Agaricales; Omphalotaceae.
GCGGCUCCGUCGAUGAUGGGGUCCCACAAGGGAACAGCCGGUGGGAGUGAUUCGCGACACAGAUGAGGUAAUGGGGAAGACCUGAGGCCUGAGGUUUUGUGGAUUUAUGUAAUCUGCUAUGUAAACACGCGCCACAGACCGACUCUUGAAGUUUUUUCUAGUUUUUUACUCCAAGUCCAUGCCAGCCCGAAGCAGAUCUGCCCCGCCUUUUUGCACUCAAGACUUGGGGCAAGGCUGGCAACUCAGAACAGAUGGUCUUGAAGUCGAACAUCUGCAAAUGGAUCCCGCCGAUCUAGCAGAGUUUUCAACUGUCGAAAUCUUCAGAGAUUAUCAUCCUAGGUCAAUGUACUGGGUCGACAAAGACAAGGUUCUCAAGCUAUUCUCUUAUUUGGUUGAUGUCUCCGUCAUAGUUGCGAACAUGGACCUAGCCCGCACCAGGCUUCCGGUUCCACACGUGCUGCGCUACGGUCGAUCGGGCAACUGCUCAUAUAUCUUGAUGGAGAGGAUUCCGCAUCCCAACCUUGCCUUCGAAAUGCGACAAUUGGGAAUUAAGUCUAUGCCAUGGGAGUUGACGUGCACAAUGGACUACAUAGUUCGUCAACUUGCAGACUUAGGCCUAAGCCACAAUGAUCUCGCACCGAGGAAUGUUCUUGUGGAUCACAAUGGAAUGAUAUCCUCAAUCAUUGACUGGGAUUCUUGCACUCAACAUCACCGAGGUGGGGAAUAUUCCAGAAAGAUCAGAGGCAUUAACCCUAAUGGAAUGGAUGUGGGAGAGGAGAAUUGGUAUCAUAUCUUCUUGCGAUAUGCAUAUGAUCGUACAGGGGAGGAGAUAAUGAUUGGCUGUAGCAAGAGACUUCCUCGGCUGUUUCUACAAUGGCCUUUGGUCAAAUCCAAGGCAUACCAGCUUGUUUCGACUCCCAUAAUAGAUCCUCGCAAUCAGUCAUUCUCGCGACAGAAGAUUUGUCCCAUUACUCCGGAACCAGUGUAUGCGACGUUCAACUCUAUGCGCAUAAGUGAUCCGGCUGCUACGAAAUGUAAUGGGCCGUGAACCAUGGCAUCAAGCUGGGAGCUCGUUGAGUUGCUAGGAUAAGGGAAUGGGGAAAGGAUACCAUGGUUAUUGACCUUAGUGCUCAUGAGUGC